Cyphellophora europaea CBS 101466 is the source of this 849-nucleotide messenger RNA. RefSeq lists its product as uncharacterized. The coding region runs from base 1 to 849 and encodes 282 amino acids. Lineage: Eukaryota; Fungi; Ascomycota; Eurotiomycetes; Chaetothyriales; Cyphellophoraceae. The transcript has 2 exons. Gene Ontology annotation, cellular component: cytoplasm; nucleus. Gene Ontology annotation, biological process: proteasome-mediated ubiquitin-dependent protein catabolic process. Gene Ontology annotation, molecular function: protein binding. The record is from RefSeq and is a predicted model, not a curated record.
AUGACACAGAUGCUGACUGGUAAUCUCAGAGAUGUCAAUAACCUCAUCAUGGACUAUCUGAUCAAUGAGGGCUACCCUUCGGCGGCUGAAAAGUUUGCGAUGGAAGCCAACAUUGAGCAACCACCGGACGACAGUAAUAUUCAGCUCAGGGUGCAGAUACGAGAUGCCAUACAUCGAGGAGAUCUUCAGCAAGCUAUCGAGCUGAUCGGCGAAGCCAGCCCUGAGCUACUUGACCAGGACGCCAACCUUCAUUUCUCUCUCCUCCGCUUACAGCUUGUCGAGCUCAUUCGCUCAUCUUUCAACGCCUCAUCAUCUAAGACGGACUCAACUGCCGUAGCCAAAGCGAUUCAGUUCGCUCAGCAGAACCUGGCCCCCUAUGCUACUUUGUCCCCCAGCUUCAAAAAUGAUCUCGAACGUGCGAUGGCUCUUCUCAUAGUACCCCGAGAAAGCUGGACUCAAUCACAGCAAACGCCUACCGCUUCUACGGCCCAGAAUGACUUUGGCGCCCUUUCAGAACUUGUAGACCCCUCAUUACGGAAAAAGGUUGCUAAAGACGUGAACGAAGCCAUCCUCGCCUCACAAGGCCAGCGGCGAGAAGCCAACAUCAGACACCUCGUACGCACCCGCGCAUGGGCAGAACAGCUUGCACGCGAGAAAAGGGUCGACCUACCUGACCGCCUCAGUCUCGGCCUUGACGGCAACGAGGCUGGCUCAUCCAACGGCCACAACGGCCAAGACACAGAGAUGGGUGGCAAUGCUGCCGAGAACAGCAGUAGUCAGUCGCGAUCAAGACCAACGAGCGGCAUCACUGACGCACUCAUGACGAGCUACGCCCAGCUCCCCUCCUAG